Plasmodium vinckei vinckei is the source of this 2301-nucleotide messenger RNA. Its product is annotated as ribosome biogenesis GTPase A, putative. The record is from RefSeq and is a predicted model, not a curated record. Gene Ontology annotation, cellular component: mitochondrion. The transcript has a single exon. The coding region runs from base 1 to 2301 and encodes 766 amino acids. Gene Ontology annotation, molecular function: GTP binding; GTPase activity. Lineage: Eukaryota; Apicomplexa; Aconoidasida; Haemosporida; Plasmodiidae.
AUGGUAAACGAGAAUAUAAAUUUAGAGGGUAUUAACACAAGCAGACACAAACAAAUAAGAAAGUUCAGAAUGUGUGAUGUAUAUUCAAAAAAAAAUAUAUCGGAAAAAAAAUUAUAUUUUUUACAAAAUUUUAAUAAGGUAUAUAACAAUGAUUUCAAGAGGAAAAGGCUAAGAAGAAAAGAAAAAAAAGAAGAUAAAACCGAUACAGAGAAUAAAGAUUGGUCGAAUGUGGGAAAAUAUGGAAGGGAAGUUGGGAAUAGUGAAUAUUUCCCGACAUUUGAUGAAUAUUUUAACAAUCGAUCAAAGGAAGAUUAUGAAAAAUUGGAAGCAGAGAAAUUGAAGGUUCUAACCGAAAAUGCUAGUACAUAUAAAGAUGAAAUAAGAAAAAUAAUGGAAAAAAGCUACAAGAGUGAAUAUGAAAAAUUAAAAAAAGAAGAUGAGGAAGAUAGUAAAAUAAGCAACGAUGUUCAUGAAAAUCUUAAAGUUACAUUCGUUAUGAAGAAAAACAUAGACAACUUUUUGUUCACCCAAUAUAGUUAUAUGAUAAACAAAUUGAAGGAAAAGUCUGAAAUUUUGAAAAGUUUGAAAAAUGUUUUUAACAAUGAUAACAAUAAGGGAAGUAACACAAGUGAUAAUGUAAGGGAAAACAACAAUGAUCAGGUCUGUUCUGAUGAAAAGACUGAAAAAGAUAGUAAUAAUGAAAAGAGUGAAAAAUUGAAAACAAUUGACAAAUCAGAAGAUGUUGAAAAUGGAUUAGCAUUUUAUAAAAAAGGAAGGAAUAAGGAAAAUAAUUUAAUAGAAGAGGUAAAUUUUUUUAAGCCCCAAAAAGGUUAUGCAGAAGAAAAGCGAAUAUCAACAUUUAGUGAUCAAAUGUUUGCAAAUGUAAAGAUAGAAAGUAAUAACUUGUUAAUAAAAGGAGACGAAUAUGGUACUAAUGAUGGUGGAUUAAAACUAGAAAAAGGAGAAGAAGUAGUUUCAAAUUAUAAUAACGAAGAAGAAGGAACAGAAUUAUUUUUAAAAAACAAUGUAUCAGUACUAGAAUUAUUUAAAGAAAAUGUAAAAACAUCAUUAAAGUAUAAAAACGAAAACAUAAUAAAAAAUAAUUUGAAUGAAAAUUUAUUAUGUGGAAGAGUUAAAGUACAUUGGUUUCCAAAAUUUAUGAAAAGAAUAAUUAUGAAAAUACCAGAUUAUAUAAAAAUAAGUGAUAUCAUUAUUGAAGUCAGAAAUGGAAUAAUUCCAUUUGUGUUUGAUGAUUUAUAUGCACUCAAUAUGUUUGAUAUAUUUACAAAUAAACCGAAAAUUAUUGUUUAUACUAAUUGUGAUAGGGCCUCUGUAAAGGGAACAGAAGAGUGGGGAAACUACUACAGAAGAAAGCUUUAUUGGAGUGACAAAAAGUUUAAUCGAAAUAUAAAAAGUGAUUUGAAUGCUUCUAUAAAUAGUGGUAAUAAUAACCCUAUGAAAAAGAGUGCAGUAAUAUUUGUUGAUGCGAAAAAUGGGAAAAAAGAAAUUAUUGUUCUCAAAAAAUUAAUAAAUAGACUUUGUGAGCGUGUUAUCGAAAGUAAGAGGAAAAAAGGGAUACACAAUUAUAAAGUGAAAUGCAUAUUUUUAGGGUUACCAAAUGUUGGUAAAUCUGCACUAAUAAAUAAAAUAUUGGAAAUUAAAAAAACCAAAUCAUAUGAUUUACCGGGUUUAACAAAAAAUAUACAAAUGUAUUCAACAAAAAAAUAUGAACUAAUAGACACCCCAGGUAUUAUAGCUCAUAAUUUAUAUAAACUCAGGGAAAGAGUAUAUGAUAAAAAUAACAGAAUAUUAGAUGAGAUAUAUAAUAAAAAUAAUAAGGAUUAUUCAAUUGAUAAUGUUGUUAAUAUUAAAAAUUAUAAUAGUUAUAUGCAUGUAGAAAAUAAUAUAUAUCUAUUAGCUUUAUGCAAUCAUAUAUCACCAAAAAUGUAUGACAUAUAUAAUAUUGCUGAAGUGCUAAUACAAAAUAUUUAUAAUACUUAUUUAUAUGACAAUGAAUAUGUAGAUUUAAAAAAAAUUAUAAAUAGAUAUCAAAUUAAUUUUAUUGAUUGCAUAAAUUCACAAGGACAAUUUUCUGCUUAUCAUUUUAUUCAAAAAUUAGCAAGAGAUAGAUUCAAUAACGAUUUAAAUCAAGCUUCCAUGAGAAUUGUCUCUGAUUUUAGGAAAAACUAUCUGGGAAAAAUGACUUUAAAUUACCCCAUCUAUUUUAACAAAAAGGCUAUCACCCUUAAACGUGAUAAUCAGUUUGUUAAUUCUGCAAGUGAUCGAUAUGUGGGUUGGUAA